Aspergillus neoniger CBS 115656 is the source of this 363-nucleotide messenger RNA. RefSeq lists its product as uncharacterized. The record is from RefSeq and is a predicted model, not a curated record. The transcript is spliced from 4 exons. The coding region runs from base 1 to 363 and encodes 120 amino acids. Lineage: Eukaryota; Fungi; Ascomycota; Eurotiomycetes; Eurotiales; Aspergillaceae.
AUGACAAUUCGAGCUGUGGUCGCGGAGUUUGUGUCUUUAGAAACCACUGAUCAUUUGGAACAGGACAAGCGAGUGCAGCGACGCAACGCAGGGUUAACUUGGGGAGCAGCAAAGAUAGGCGGUGGGAAUAAUUCCGAAUCGGAGAGGGACGGAGGAGUUGAAGAGGAAAUUAAAGAGAGAUGGGUUGGUGGAGUUGGUUUCCGUGACUUGCAGCGGACGGGAUGGAGAGCCAAGCAGGGGGGAGGAGGGGAGGGGGGGGGAAGGAAAGGGAAAAAAGAGGGAACGGAGCACAGGGUGGCCCAACGGUUGAACGGAUUACAUGAAGGCCCUCUCUCCACCCAGACAGCCCCAGAGACCCAGUGA